Molecule: messenger RNA, 4482 nt
Organism: Plasmodium gallinaceum
Lineage: Eukaryota; Apicomplexa; Aconoidasida; Haemosporida; Plasmodiidae
Product: conserved Plasmodium protein, unknown function
Exons: 1
Coding region: 1-4482 (1493 amino acids)
Source: RefSeq, a predicted model, not a curated record
AUGAAGAAAAAAAGUCAUUAUAGUAAAGGUGAAGAUGAAAAAUAUUAUGAGAAAAAGAAAAGUCAUAGAACAAAUUCAAAACAUAAAUAUAUAAAGUCAUCAAAUAAUAAAAAUCCUCUAGAAACAGAUUCAUCUAAAUAUGAUGAACAUUUUGAAGAAAAAGUGAAUUUAUUAAAAAAUAAAGAAAAUUAUAAUAAUUCACAGAAUUUAUCAAAUAAAAAGUCUGUAUCAUAUGAAAAAAAAAAAAGUAAAAAAAGAAACAUGAAUUCAGAUAUCAAUGAACAAAAAUUUUCAGAAUUAGAAAAUGAAGAAAAAAAGAAUGUUGAUUUAAAAAGUGAUUUGAAAAUAUUUGAUGAAAUUAAAAAUGAAGAUAAAAGAAAGAGUGAAAAUAAAUAUGAUAUUAAAAAUUAUGAUAGAAAAAAUGAAAAGAAGAAGGAAAGUUAUAAAAGGCAUGAGAAUAAAAAAAAAGAAGAAAAAAUUACAGAAUAUAGUAAAAAAAAAAAUGAAGAUAGAAAAAAUUAUAGAAAAUAUGAAGACGAAAAGAGAAAACAUGAAAAUAAAUAUGAUAAUAAAAAGCAUCAUGAAAAAAAAGAAGAAGAUUAUAGAUAUGAAAAAAAAAAGUAUGAAGACAAAAAAUAUGAAUACAAAAAACAUGAAGAAGAAAAACGUAAAAAAAUAAAAAUAGACGAUAAGAAAACAGAUUAUAAAAAAAAUGAGGAAAAAAAAAAUGAUGAUAAAAAACAUAGCAAAAAAAAAGGUAGUGACAAAAAAGAUAUAUAUAAAAAAUAUGAAGAAAAGAGAAAAGGAAAAAUAAAUUAUGAUAAAACAUAUGACGAUUCAUAUACCAAUGAAAAAAAUGAUUACGAUAAAAAAUCAUCUAGCUACAAAUACAGAAGUAAACAUAGAAAUAUAUCUAUUAAUAGUAAGCAAAUUUACAGAUAUAAUGAUCAUAAUUAUAAUUCGUUAUCAUCAGAUAAUUAUUCCAAACGUAGUAUUAGUAAGAAAGUUCAAAAUGAAAAUAGAAGUAGAAGUAUUAGUAACAAUAAAUUAUUUAGUAAAUAUAAUAGAAAAGUAGAAGAUAAAAAAUUAAACAAUAUACUUUGUGAAGAAAAAUAUGAUAAUAAUGAUAAUACUAACAAUAUCUAUAACUACAAUAAUAGCAAUAGCAUGUUUAAAAAUCCCUAUAUGGAUGAUGACUUCAAAUCAGAUGGAUACAAAAAUUAUAAUAUGGAUAUGAAGAAAAGAUUUGAGAAAGAAGAUUUUGAAAAUGAUUAUGUAACAACGUAUAAUCAAAAUUAUACAUGGUAUGAUUCCAAUUAUAAAGAUAAAAUGAAAAAUAAAACAUUACACAAUUUUUUCCAUGAAGAUGAUCAAAAAAUAGGAAAUAAAAAAAAUAUGAAGUUUAGAGAUUAUAAGAUGAAAAAUAUGAAAAAUAGAAUAACGAAUAGUAUGUAUCAUAAUAACUUAUUAAAGUCAUCUGCUAAUGAAGACUUUGAAAAAAAUAAUUAUAUUAAUAAUAACAAAAUAGACGAUAAUAAUAGCAAUAAUAUACCUAUGAAAAAUUAUAUGAAUUCAAAUUCAUCCAAUAUUUUAGGAAUACCAAAUAAUAAUACCAUGCCAAUGAUGAAUUACAAUAACAUGACACACCCAUCAUUUAAAAAUAAUGUUAUAAAAAAUGUAAAUAAUAUGAUUUAUAAUAAUGAUAUGAUUUACAAUAGAAAUAACAAUAUGUAUAAUGAAAAUCAGAUUAAUCUAAUUAAUAAUUCUUCCAUAAAUAAUAAUAAUAUGAAAAAUUCUUCAUCAUUAAUUAUGAAUAACACUAUUUCUAAUAUUCACGAAGAACAUAGAGAAUUUUUUAAUGUAAAUAAAAAGAAAAUUAUGCAACAAAAUAACCAAACCGAAUCUAACAAUUUAAUUAUACCACCACCCCCAUUUAGUGAUAAUAGAUUUUAUAAUAUGAAUAUGCCAAUGAAUAAUAGAAAAUCUUUAAUAUUAUUGCCAAAUGAUAAUCAAAUGAAAAUGAAUAAUAUUAACAAUCCAAACAUGAUAAAUUAUAAUAACUCAAAUAUGAUAAAUAUCAACCCCAAUAUGAUAAAUAAUAACCCCAAUAUGAUAAAUAAUAACCCCAAUAUGAUAAAUAAUAACCCCAACAUUAUAAAUAAUAACCCAAAUAUAAUGAGUAAUAAUUUAAUGAAUAAUUUUAAUCCAAUGGAUCCUUUAAAAAAUAGACAAUUAAAAGUUUCUAAUAUAAAUAAUGUAAUGGGAGAGGUAGACUUAAAAGAAAAAAAUGUAGAAAAUAAUAUAACUAACGCAACCAACAUAAAUCAAAUGAAUAUACCUCCUCCUCCUGACUUAGAAAUAAAAAAAAAUAAAAAUAAAAUAGUAUCUAAUGCAUUAUUCAAUGACAAAAAUAUGCUUAAUUUUUGUAACGAUAAUAAUUCCUCUCCUGCUCAGAGUAUUUCAAGAUUUAAUAAUUCAAUUAAUAGAAAUGCAUUGUCAUCUAUUAACAGUGUAAAUAAUAAUAACAAUAUUAUGAAUAACCAAAAAGCGAAUAACAUGAAAUUACUUGAAAAAAAUACAUCUAAUCCAAAUUGUGUAAUUUUGAAUCCAAAUAAUAUGGUUUUAUCGCAAAAUUUAAACGUUCACAAUAAUAUGUUAAAUAUAAAUAAUAACAAUAGAAAAUUAAACAUAAACAAAAAUUUUAAUCAAAUAAGAAACAUACAACCGAUUAACACAGAAGACGGAUUAGAUAACAAUGAUGAAAAUAUAUUAGGUGUAAAUAAUAAUAAAAAUAUGACACCAAAUUUAUUAAAUAACAUGUAUAUGAAUAAUGAAAAUUUAGAUAAUAUUAAUAAUAUGAAUUACUUAGAUGAUAAUAAAAAUUUUAAUAAUCCAUUAAUUAAUAAUAUUGCAACUAAUAAUAAUAGUAUAAAUGAUAUGAAAAAUAUAUCUUUUAAUAAAAGUGGUAAUUCUUCAAAGUUGUCAAAUAAUGUUCUUAUCUCAAAAAGUGUUAGCAAUAAUAUUCAAAGGAUAGAUUUAAAUUCAUCACUUUUAAAAUCAUCUAAUUUUGAUGAUUCUAAUGAUAUGCUAAUAAAUUAUCAAGAAAAUGACGUAAAUACUUUUGCAAAUGAAAACAGUUGGAAUAAUAAUUUUCAUUUUAUUGAUAAUUUUAAAAGUAGUUGUUCUGAAGAUAAAAUCAAUGAUAAAAACGGGUGUGAAAAUUCUUACGCUAACACUUUAGACAUAACAUUAAAUGAAGAUAAAAAUAUAAUAAAAGAGGAUAAUGAAAAAGGUGAUUUAUUGUACAUUAGUGAAAAUUAUGAUGAUCAUACAAAAAUAAAAGACUCUGAAAAAAAUAUUAGAAAAGAAUUAACUAAAGAAGAAAAGUUACAUGAAUGGCUUGAAAAACAGCUUCUUAAUCAAACUAAUAUUAUAUCAGAUGCAUUUCAUUUAAUUCCUUUAUUUUCAAAAAAUAUAAAAAAAUCAAGUUUUAAAAAUAUAUUUGUAGAUAACAAUCCUGAUGAAGAAACUAUGAUUGAUUAUACAACGAAUUCAAUAAGUUCUAAAGUGAAUUCUCUUAAAGAUAGCGAAAAAAAUUAUAUUGAUGAUUUUUUUUUAAGUUUUAAACAUAAUACAAAAGAUAACUUUUCUUUUAAAGAAAAAAUUUCCUAUAAAAUGUUAGAAAUAGAAGAUUUAAAUAAUCCUGAUGAUAGUGAUAUCUUUAUUACUGCAACCAAUAAUAAUGUAUUAAAUGAUUUAGAUGAAAAAAUAAUAGAAGAAAAAUAUAUAAGUCAUUUAAGAGAUUUCAUUUUAUCGUCUAAUGAAUUUUAUAAGGAAAAGAAUACUUUUUUGAAUAAAGAAGAUGAAAAAGAAAAUAAAGAAGAAUACAACAAUUCAAAAAAUAAAAAUGACUCCUCUUUUUGUUCAGAUAUGGGUAAUAAAAUAUCAGAAAAAAACAAUAAUUUCAUAACGCAUUUUGAAUGUAUGAAUGAAAAGUUAUUUGGGCAUGUAGAAGAUAAAACAAACAGUAACUCUGAUAUGAUAAAAAAUGAUUUAUAUAACAAUAAUAAUGAUGAUAAUAAUGAUGAUAAUAAUGAUGAAAAUAAUGAUGAAAAUAGAAAUAACUAUUUUUUAAAUCUCAUGAAAUCUAAUAUAAAAAAUUCUUUUUCAUUAAAAAGCAAUAUUUUUAAGAAUAACAAAUCAAAAGAACAAGAUCAGGAACAAACUGUUAUAACAAACGAAGAUUCAAAUAAAUUAAAUGAACAACUUUUACAAUUAAAGGAAAAUGCAGAUACAUUAUUGAAUAAAAAGAGUUUCAGUUAUAAAUAUUAUUUAUUUUCCUUAAUGCUACAAAAACAUUUUAACACAAGAAAUUUUGAUCAAAAAAAUAUGUUAAAUGAUAAAAUGAAUAUUUCUUCAAUUAAUUUAUUUUUUUUAAAUAACUAUACUGUAACAUCAGAAGAUUCUAUUAAUAUGUAUUAA